AUGGAUUUUCAUCGUUGGAGCCAAACUAAGCAUUUAAGUAUUCCUGACCACGUCCCAGUGGGUGCUGUCAUCGGCAAGGGUGGGAGCUACUGUAAAGCACUUCGAGACCAUCACAAUGUUCGGUGUUCUGUAGAUUGCCAUGAUCGAGAGGUGACGCUUAUAGGACCGGAGAACGGCAUAAAAAAUGCAGAAGACGAGCUUACGCAUUUAUUUACAUCCUUUGCAAUUUCGAAACCAGUCGAAAAGCGAGUUUUUGAGGUCUUUGUUCAAAAUGGACCACUUUAUUGGUGGUCAUUUAAAAAGACCAAGGAGAGGACGAGCGACGAGCAAGUCCAGAAGUAUCAAUACCGCCUGCAGCAGUCAGGACGAGCAGCAGAAACUGAAAGUAUAACUGACUCGUGGGUCCAGGAUUUUCGCCAGGACGAUAUUAGAAAUGUCAUGAAAUACCUGCAAUUGUCAGGAUCCGAGCCCAAGAUCAGGAUUGCUUUUGGAAGUCUCUGUUUUAAACUUCUUUCUUUUCGCUGCGAGAACUCAGCAAUCGGCUGGCCUGAGCUGCAAAAGUUUCGACAACAUAAAGAUUUUCAGACUCGUUGGUCCAAUUACUGCAAUCGACGAUCAUCGUCAUCAAUCGCAAAUUUGAUGGAUACCCUAGAACAGUGGAUGGAAAAGGGGGAAGAGCCACAAAAGUAUAUGUCAGUACAUCUUGCUGGAUACCAAGGCAUUUCUUACGACUUAAAGUAUCAUCUCGAAAAGGGCCAAUGGAAUUUGCAUCAAAGCUAUAGCCGAAGAUAUGUAUGCGGCACCUACGACGUGGUACUGGAAAACGAUGCUUCUCUUCGCAUACGAGCUGUUACCCGCGAAAAGAUAUCUCAUGACGAAGCAGCCGAUAUUCAGCGCCACCUCCACAUCUCGACUUCAGAUGAUGGCAACAUUUUUGACACGAAAGUAAUGCUACGUGAGACAGCUCCACCGGAAAUGCACGUAAAAGCAUUUGGUGUGAAAUUAAAAGUGCAUGUAAAGACGAAUGGCGUAUAUUUUUCGCUAAUGUACGUGGAUCAGCGUUUAGACGAGUUUCGUCUCGAGUGUCGUCUAGCAAGAGAGGAAAAAGAAAAGCUGAGCGGGCAGGACAACGAAGCUGAAGUGCUACUUGAAAAAGUGUUGCGAUACUAUCGUGCGGUUGAGGAGAAGCGGCUUGGUUGA
Messenger RNA from Plasmopara halstedii, 1200 nucleotides. RefSeq names its product K Homology domain, type 1. Gene Ontology annotation, molecular function: RNA binding. The transcript has a single exon. The record is from RefSeq and is a predicted model, not a curated record. NCBI's taxonomy places the organism in Eukaryota, Oomycota, Peronosporomycetes, Peronosporales, Peronosporaceae. The coding region runs from base 1 to 1200 and encodes 399 amino acids.